UACUACGUGUGUAUUUAUAUUACGUGUACCAAAUUGAAGUGACUGACAAGUUUUUCUGUGAUGUGGACAAUGAUUACGUUAUGAUAACGCGAAAAGAUGAACGACAGGCAAUUGUAAAAUAGGAAAGAGAAUAGCCUGUCAGAGGGUGGAAAUAUAACUGUCAUUAAAUGGCUUAUCAAACGUUUAGGCAGGAAUACCUGCAGAUGCCCGUGGUGACACGGGCUUAUACGACUGCUUGUGUCAUCACAACUCUAGCCGUGCAAUUGGACCUUGUCUCUCCAUUCCAAUUAUACUUCAAUCCGAUUUUAAUACUGAAACAAUAUCAGUUAUGGCGACUGAUCACAGCUUUCCUAUUCUUUGGGACGGUUGGAUUUAAUUUCUUCUUCAAUAUGAUAUUCACGUAUCGCUAUUGUCGGAUGCUGGAAGAAGUCUCGUUUCGCGGUAGAACCGCCGACUUUGUUAUGAUGUUCAUAUUCGGUGGCAUCUGCAUGAUCAUAUUUGCAUUUUUUGUUAAUUUAUUGUUUCUUGGCCAAGCACUCACCAUCAUGUUGGUGUACAUAUGGUCAAGACGGAAUCCUUUUGUCAGAAUGAACUUUUUUGGACUUCUCAACUUUCAAGCGCCAUACUUGCCUUGGGUACUCUUAGGAUUCUCCGUUCUAUUAGGCAAUGCAAUUUGGGUCGAUUUGAUCGGAAUGGCGGUAGGACACAUGUACUAUUUUGCUGAAGAUGUAUUUCCACGACAAAAUGGUGGUUUUCGCAUACUCAAGACUCCUCAGAUAUUAAAAACGCUGUUCGAUGCACAUACAGAGGAUCCAAAUUACACACCGUUACCUGAAGAUCGGCCGGGCGGUUUUAACUGGGGUCAAGGUGCUAACGUGCAAUGAUUCGUAGACGAGUUCGCCGAAUUAACACCAUAUUAUUAUCAUCACCCGAGCGUUUCAACAUUUUGGGCAAAUGGUGACAUAAAAGCCCCGUCGAACGCAAGACUGCGGGCCAUCCAGGCUAUUGAAUUGGCAACACCCUGCAAUUUCGUAGGAUCACGCUCUCCUUGGACUUUGCGCAUCUCAGUGACUAACAACUGGUCAGGUACAUUGUCGAAAACUCCGUCAGUUGCUAAAAGAAUAACAUCCCCAUCUUCCACGCCAAAGCUGGAAGUGUCCGCAGCUUCGGGCCUAUAGAAAUAUUACUAAACUUGUAAAAUAUUGUCGGGUUCAAACUUCUAGCAGGGAAUCGGCAUAUCAUACACGCAUAUAAUUGUUUGUAUUUAAAGUUUAGAUCCCGAAAUUAUAAUCCAAUUGUAAAUAGCGUGAAGUUUGUUAAAGAAAGAAAG
Messenger RNA from Diprion similis, 1330 nucleotides. It is a transcript of the gene Der-2, whose product is annotated as derlin-2. The record is from RefSeq and is a predicted model, not a curated record. NCBI's taxonomy places the organism in Eukaryota, Metazoa, Arthropoda, Insecta, Hymenoptera, Diprionidae. Gene Ontology annotation, molecular function: ubiquitin-specific protease binding; misfolded protein binding. Gene Ontology annotation, biological process: endoplasmic reticulum unfolded protein response. The coding region runs from base 168 to 884 and encodes 238 amino acids. The transcript has 7 exons. Gene Ontology annotation, cellular component: Hrd1p ubiquitin ligase ERAD-L complex; endoplasmic reticulum membrane.